UCAUACAAUUAUUCCUGACAGUCUCAUACAACUAUUCCUGAGUGUUCUUGGUUAGUGGCAAAAACUACUUAUUAUUUAGAUUCUCCGAAGUUCACUUGACAGUGACCACUUCAGUUUACAUACUCUCUGCUCUACCCCAUCAUGCAUCUCUUCAUUUAAAGGAAUCCUAAGUAUUUUUUUGCCUGAACAUAAGGCUUCUCAAGGGCAAAUACAGGGCAGAAAAUAAGGCAAAUAAACCCACUUGGAGAGGGCCCCAGGUGCUCAAUGCCAAUGUCUGUAGUGAUGUCACAAUGGGCAAAAGUUCCAUUUUUGACAUCAUAAGCACGAGUACCCCAGAGACUCACAAGUCAUUCUACUCAGCAGCAGACAGCAGCAGAAAGACAAAGAGAAAUGAAUUCCAUUAUGAAAUAGCGCAUGGAAGCCAUGAAGAAAGACAUUCUGGCUGGGGACCAGGACACUUCGGGUGUCACACAGCUGUCCCAGGGCCAGUCUUGUCCCCCCUCAAGACAGGACACAUUGCCACAGUCCUCUUUGGAGAAGGGAGCGUUUCAAGCAUGGUUAGAAAGAGAACUUGAAAUUGCAAACCAAAAUCAAGAGAAGAAAUUGAGUGUGGAGAAACAACUCAAUAAAAAGAAGCGAAGAAAAAGAAGGAAAAAAGGAGUGAUGGAACAAAGAAAGGUAUUAGGAACGAGUGAAGAAGGGGCAGAACAUGCAACAGAAGCGAAGGAUCACAAAGUUGAACGGAUGAAAGAAGAAAACGGAAUGGAACGGGGUGAAGAGGAAGGAACAGCAAUGGAGGCCGUGAGACAGGCAAAUGAGCAGGAAAGAAUGAGUGAGACAUCCAGUGAGAGUGACACAUCUAAUGAGAGAGACAGCGACCCUCUGACAGUUAACUCAGAGCAGGGAGCAGGACAAGCGUGGCUUCAAGGAGAACUUGAGAGAGCACUGGAGCGGCAGAAGUUAGCGAACAAUAGGAUACAGAUUCAGAAAAUAACAACAUGCAUGACCUUCCACAGACUGAAUGGAGAGAAUAAAGAGGAGAUGGAGAAGAUGAAAGAGGAACUAGCAGAAAGGAUGUUGGCAGAUGAUUGGCAGAGAGAUAGCACAUGGGAGAUGGCAGAGAGAUUGGCACAGGAGCAAGACACGAUUGCAGGAACAAGCAGUAUAUGUUCUCAAGAUGUCACAACAAAGCAGGAGACACCAGAGGUGGAGACAAAUCCAUUCAAGUCACUUGGAGCUGGGGCAGAACAAGAUAGACAGAGUCAUGAAAGCAAGGCAGAGGAAGAAUACAGCAUCCCUGCAGAGAGGAGGGAAGAAACACUUAGAGAGCUGACACUGACCCAGUCCACCAUAGAAGAUCAACAGAGAAUGAUAGAUGACCUUGAGAGGAUGCAUGGAGCGCUUGAAGCAUUGUUUGAAAGAGAACUGGAAAUAGCAAACCAAAGUCAGGAGAAGAAAUUGAGUGUGGACUUGGAGAGAGAAGAGCCAAAGGAAAAACAACACAAUAAAAAGAAACAGAGAAAAAGAAGGAGAAAUGGACUGAUGGAACAAGGAAAUGUUUUAGGAACGAGUGAAGAAACGGAGAGACAAAAAGAAAUACAGAACAGAACAGAACCAAACGACCAGAUAGUUGAAUUGAUAAAGGAAGAAAAUGGAAUGGUACGGGGUGAAGUGGAAGGAACAGCAAUGGAGGCCGUGAGACAGGCAAAUGAGCAGGAGAGAAUGAGUGAGACAUCCAGUGAGAGUGACACAUCCAGUGAGAGAGACAGCGACCCUCUGACAGUUAACUCAGAGCAGGGAGCAGGACAAGUGUGGCUUCGAGGAGAACUCGAGAGAGCACUGGAGCGACAGAAGAUAGAAAACAAUAGGAUACAGAUUCAGAAAAUAACAACAUGCAUGACCCUCCACAGACUGAAUGGAGAGAAUAAAGAGGAAAUGGAGAAGAUGACAGAGGAACUAGCAGAAAUGAUGUUGGCAGAUGCUUGGCAGAGAGAUAGCACAUGGGAGAUGGCAGAGAGAUUGACACAGGAGCAAGACACAAUUGCAGGAACAAGCAGUAUGUGUUCUCAGAAAGAUGACACAACAAAGCAGGAGACACCAGAGGUGGAGGUGGAGACAAAUCCAUUCAAGUCACUUGGAGCUGGGGCAGAACAAGAUAGACAGAAUCAUGAGAGAAGGGCAGAAGAAGAAUACAGCAUCCCUGCAGAGAGGAGGGACGAAACAGUUAGAGAGCUGACACUGGCCCAGUCCACCAUAGAAGAUCAACAGAGAAGGAUAGAUGACCUUGAGAGGAUGCAUGGAACGCUUGAAGCAUUGUUUGAAAGAGAACUGGAAAUAGCAAACCAAAGUCAGGAGAAGAAAUUGAGUGUGGACUUGGAGAGAGAAGCGCCGAAGGAAAAACAACACAAUAAAAAGAAACAACGAAAAAGGGGGAAAAAAGGACUGAUUGAACAAGGAAAUGUAUUAGGAACGAGUGAAGACACGGAGAGACAAAGAGAGAUCCAGAACAAGUGGAUGGAUGUGGAUCGACUGAAUGGAAAGGAAGAAAACACAGAGGAGGGGAUGAAAAAGAAAGUAGAAGAAAAAACAGCAAUGGGCCACGCAGAAGAAGGGGCAGAACAUGCAACAGAAGCAAAGGAUCACAAAGUUGAACGGAUGAAAGAAGAAAAUGAAAUGGAACGGGGUGAAGUGGAUGGAACAGCAAUGGAGGCUGUGAGACAGGCAAAUGAGCAGGAGACAAUGAGUGAGACAUCUAGUGAGAGUGACACAUCCAAUGAGAGAGACAGCGACCCUCUGACAGUUAACUCAGAGCAGGGAGCAGGACAAGUGUGGCUUCGAGGAGAGCUUGAGAGAGCACUGGAAUGGCAGAAGGUAGAGAACAAUAGGGUACAUUUCCAGAAAAUAGAAACAUGCAUGACCCUCCACAGACUGAAUGGAGAGAAUAAAGAGGAGAUGGAGAAGAUGAAAGAGGAGCUAGCAGAAAGCAUGUUGGCAGAUGCUUGGCAGAGAGAUAGCACAUGGGAGAUGGCCGAGAGAUUGACACAGAAGCAAGACACAAUUGCAGGAGCAAGCAGUAUGUGUUCUCAAGAUGUCACAACAAAGCAGGAGACACCAGAGGUGGAGGUGGAGGUGGAGGUGGAGACAAAUCCAUUCAAGUCACUUGGAGCUGGGGCAGAGCAAGAUAGACAGAAUCAUGAGAGAAGGGCAGAAGAAUACAGCAUCCCUGCAGAGAGGAGGGAAGAAACAGUUAGAGAGCUGACACUGGCCCAGUCCACCAUAGAAGAUCAACAGAGAAGGAUAUAUGACCUUGAGAGGAUGUACUUGGAGAUACAGAAAGAGAAAGUUGAGGCCCAGAGAAUCUCAGAGAGACACAGCGAGGAACAAGAACGACGGAUUGGCCAGCUGGAGAAAUUGACAGAAAACAUGAUGAAAGAGAAAGUUGAGGCCCAGAGAGUCUCAGAGAGACACAGCGAGGAACAAGAAAGACGGAUUGGCCAGCUGGAGAAAUUGACAGAAAACAUGAUGACGAAAAUCAUAGAGAUGGAGAGACAACGUGAUGAAAUAGCAGCACACAGAAAAGUGGAGCAGGAGAGAAUGACAACAGAGGAAAUGGAGAGAACGGCAGAAGGCACACCAAAUGACCAACCAAAAACAGUAGCAACAAUGGAGGAGGCCAGCAUGCCUACAGGAGGCCAGUCUGCCGGUGUGAACUCUGAGCACCUGGAAAUCAUUUAUGUGAGAGAGGAGGAGAGACACGGCCAAGAGAUAAUGGUGUCCGGUAGUCACGUGGAAAACUGUGGGCCUGAAAAUGACAUAGGAAUAGACGCAAAAAGAGAAGGGCAUAAAAGCACUGGAAACUCAAGGCCAGCCGAAGACCGUUCAUGCCCAAGCAAUGACAUGGAGCGAAGAGGACAGAGUGCAGCGGCCUCUCUAGAAAAUUGUAAGCCCAAAGACAUGGAGACAGACACCCAAAGAGGGGAAUGCAGAGCAGCUGGCAUUGCAGUGCCAACUGAGAAUGACAUGGAAUCGGAAACAUCUGAUGGACCCAGUGAGCAGCUGCCUGGAGGUCUCGAGGGGGAGCAGAAAAAGAAAAAGAAGAAAAAGUCCGUACUGAGUUGGAUGAGGAAGCGACUCCGAUUUGGACAAAACUAAACACCAGCAUCCGCGCACACACACACACACACACACACACACACACACACACACACACACACACACACACACACACACACACA
Engraulis encrasicolus (European anchovy) is the source of this 4235-nucleotide messenger RNA. Its product is annotated as trichohyalin-like. The record is from RefSeq and is a predicted model, not a curated record. The coding region runs from base 415 to 4152 and encodes 1245 amino acids. The transcript has 3 exons. NCBI's taxonomy places the organism in Eukaryota, Metazoa, Chordata, Actinopteri, Clupeiformes, Engraulidae.